This is a messenger RNA of Solanum tuberosum (potato), 663 nucleotides long. Its product is annotated as GDSL esterase/lipase At2g31540-like. Gene Ontology annotation, molecular function: hydrolase activity, acting on ester bonds. The record is from RefSeq and is a predicted model, not a curated record. The transcript has a single exon. Bases 1 to 663 code for a protein of 220 amino acids. NCBI's taxonomy places the organism in Eukaryota, Viridiplantae, Streptophyta, Magnoliopsida, Solanales, Solanaceae.
AUGGCAUUAAAAACUUGCUUCUUCUUUUUCAUGAUAUUAUGUUAUUGUAACAUUAUAAUAAGCCAAGCCAAUAAUAUUCCAAAAUUCACAUCCAUUUUAGUAUUUGGUGAUUCAUCAGUUGACACUGGAAAUAACAACCAUAUUGACACUAUAGCUAAAGGCAAUCAUUUACCAUAUGGUCAAGAUUUCACAAACCAUAUCCCAACAGGAAGAUUUUCUAAUGGAAAAUUAGUGCCAGACAUGUUGUCAAUUUCAUUAGGUCUCAAAAAAAAUGGUGUUCCUCCCUAUUUACAACGCGAUUUGUUGAAAAACGACUUGAUUACUGGAGUAUGUUUUGCAUCUGGUGGAACAGGAUAUGAUGAAUUAACUAGUACAAUAUCUGGAGUAAUUUCUAUGAAGGAAGAGUUAGAAUAUUUCAAGGAAUAUUUGAGUAAAAUUAAAGAUAUUGUUGGAGGAAAUAGUAGUGAAGUUGAAAGAAUAGUGAAUGGUGCUUUGGUUAUUGUUAGUGCUGGUACUAAUGAUUUGAUAUUUAAUUUUUAUGAUUUACCUAAUAGAAGACUUCAAUUCAGCUUGAGUGGCUACCAAGAUUUUCUACUUGACAAAGUCCAAAGUUUUAUCAAGGUUAAUACUACUUACUCUAAUCUAUCGUUAAUUCGUACCUAA